GUUUCCUCCGGAGGAGGGUAAACUCGCUGCCUCGAGCUCCCUGCGAGCAGAGGCCCCGGAAUUCGUGCCGGCUCUUCAGCCGGUGUUUGUGAUGGUUCCACUGGCCAUGUUCGAGGCCAUGCUCAUGCAAGCAGCUUCCUCUGGCAUGCAGCUGAUGAUGAUGCCAAUGAACAUGGACAUGACGCCUACGGAGUUCACGGCCGAUUGGACGACAGCCGAUGAGGCCGGGACAACGGCCUGCUUCCCUGAUGUGGACAAAGCCGAAAAGGAGCAGGAGCCCACUGAGCAGCCAUCUGGCUGCGAAAGUGACGAUGACUGUGAUUCCAUUUUCUGGGAGCCACUUGCCUUCAAGCGUCAGAUGACCAUUUGGGUGACCUGGUUUGCCAUCCCAAAGUCGGGGGUGUCACCGUUUCGCCAUAGAUUGCUUUAA
Symbiodinium sp. CCMP2456 is the source of this 430-nucleotide messenger RNA. The record is from the annotation of a GenBank genome assembly. NCBI's taxonomy places the organism in Eukaryota, Dinophyceae, Suessiales, Symbiodiniaceae.